Molecule: messenger RNA, 1149 nt
Organism: Radiomyces spectabilis
Lineage: Eukaryota; Fungi; Mucoromycota; Mucoromycetes; Mucorales; Radiomycetaceae
Exons: 1
Coding region: 1-1149 (382 amino acids)
Source: RefSeq, a predicted model, not a curated record
AUGCCGCAUAAACAUACGUAUGAACCAAAAGAUCCGCGCAUCAUUGAUGAGUAUGAGGACGAUUUGGAUUCGGAUGAUUUGGACUUGGACGAUUGGAGUUUGACCGGUCAUUCCAAUGCCAUUGCUUCGCAAAGAAAAAGAAAAACGGGCACACAAGCCCUGGUGGAGUUUCUGAACAAUACCAGUCCCGAGGAAUUUCAGAAAAGAGUUGCGAAGCGUACACCGUCCACCCUAUUUUUCCGACUGCGCCGAAAUAAACAGGCUCCUAGUGUAUCGACGAUAUCGUCGUUGGCGCCCAAUGUCGUUCACCGGAAGAAUUACAUCGAAAUCGUGGCUGGACCUACAUCGACUCAAGACACUUCUGGCAGAUCGAUCCGUGCAAGCAAAGUACCGUCGUUUACCUCGUCCUCGCUAAGACACAGUGUUGUCAGUCAAGAGAGCCAAACAUCCCCGAUGUUACCUGUGAAUCGAAGCAGUAGCCGUUGGGCAGACUCACUACGAGGAUCCAUGUCCAUUAGGAGCCGUGCGAGUGGAUCGAUUCGUACCUCGUCUGUGUUUCGGGAGAUAAACAUUGAGCCGCCAACGACAGAGCAUCAAGAUACCAAACCCUUGACGGACAGGAGCCAGCACAAGGACAUGGCAAUGAUAGAAACGGCUCUGGCAGAACGAUUGGAGCAAUUCCGAUUGGCCGGCAACCCCACACUAAUAUCGAAUGACGACGUGGUGCCUGCUUUUGCGGCUCAGCCGACACCUAUUAGUCAACCCACAUCACCUCCCAAGAAGGUCCGUCACAUGCAAGUCCAGACAGCCACAGAAACCUCGUCGUCAUUAUCGUGUGGGGAAGCGGAAGCAAAUACAGAGUGGACCGACACUUCGGAAGAAUGUUUAAACUGCACUCAGGGUUCCGUGGGGACGUCGGUUUGUCUGGAAGAAUUGCAGAUGCAGCUCGUUCAGGAACAGCAGCUCUGCCGACAACUGGAAGCCAACAUGGAAAAUGCUUGCGACCAAUUCGAAGCGCUCAGUGGUUUAGCUUAUAAGAGACUACGAGAGCUUUGGGAGGAAAAGACACGAUGGGAAAAUGCAUACAUGACGCUACUGAACCAUGGAACGGACAAUGAGUCUGAAACGCCAGCUCAUUUGUCACCAUAA